Messenger RNA from Geodia barretti, 768 nucleotides. The record is from the annotation of a GenBank genome assembly. Lineage: Eukaryota; Metazoa; Porifera; Demospongiae; Tetractinellida; Geodiidae.
GUGGUGCUAGACAACACAGCUCUCAACAGGAUAGCAGCCGAGAGACUGAAGAUACAGAAACCUACCUUUUCUCAGAUCAACCAACUGGUGUCCACAAUUAUGGCAGCUAGCACCACGACCCUGCGUUACCCUGGUUACAUGAACAACGACCUCAUUGGAAUGAUAGCGUCUCUCAUUCCCAUACCUCGUCUCCACUUCCUAAUGACAGGGUACACCCCCCUCACCACUGACACUACUGGAGCGAGUGUGCGUAAGACGACAGUUCUGGAUGUGAUGAGGAGACUGUUGCAGCCCAAGAACGUGAUGGUGUCCACACCACGACAGAGGCAUCACAACCACUGCUACAUCUCCAUUCUCAACAUCAUUCAGGGAGAGGUGGACCCAACGCAGGUUCACAAAAGCCUCCAGAGAAUCAGAGAAAGGAAACUGGCCCAGUUCAUUCCCUGGGGACCUGCCAGCAUUCAGGUGGCGUUGUCCAGAAAGCCUCAGUCAGAUCAGCGUGUCAACCGUGUCAGUGGCCUAAUGCUGGCCAACCAUACCAGCAUCUCUUCUCUGUUUGAGUCGACGUGCAGUCAGUUUGACAAGCUGCGGAAGAGGGAGGCAUUUCUGGAGCAGUUCAAGAAGGAGAGGAUGUUCAGUGAGGAUCUCUCUGAGCUGGACGACUCCAGAGAGGUGGUACAGGAAUUGACAGAUGAGUACAUUGCUUCCACUAGAGCUGACUACAUCUCCAGAGGCUCUGCUAAGGUUGAGGGAGCUGCCAAGCCAUGA